Molecule: messenger RNA, 882 nt
Organism: Mollisia scopiformis
Lineage: Eukaryota; Fungi; Ascomycota; Leotiomycetes; Helotiales; Mollisiaceae
Product: YebC-like protein
Exons: 3
Coding region: 1-882 (293 amino acids)
Cellular component (GO): mitochondrion
Source: RefSeq, a predicted model, not a curated record
AUGGCUGCAUUCUCUAGAGGUUUACGGUCUCUUGGCCUUCGAUCAGAGUCCAUAUGCCCACGAUGUCUUCAAUUCUCAACUUCUGCUACCGCGCAAUCAGGCCAUAAUCGAUGGUCCAAGAUCAAGCAUGACAAAGGCAAUGCAGAUGCGAAAAAGAAUGCAGAGCGCUCUCUAUUCGCUCGAGAUAUAGCUUUAGCUUCGAAACUCUAUGGUGGAGAUCCGAACACAAACCCCAGAUUAGCAACGAUUCUGCAGACCGCGAAGAAAGCUGGGUUCCCGAAAGCUUCUAUGGAAGCAGCGAUUGCAAGAGGACAAGGAAAGUCAGCAACUGGAGCAGCUCUCGAAAAUGUUACUCUGGAAGUUAUCACGCCAUCUACGGUUGCCAUGAUAAUUGAGAUGGAAACGGACAAUAGAAAUCGGACAUUAUCAGAUGUCAGGAAUCUAGUCAAGAUCCAUGGCGGAAAUGUGACACCUACGAACUACCUCUUUCAGAAGAAGGGAAGAAUUGCUUUCGAAAAGCACGAAGGCAACAUCGGAGUAGACGAGAUCUUAGACGAAGCUAUCGAGGCGGGAGCAGAAGACGUCGAGACGGAUGAUGAUGGAAGCAUUGUACUAUGGACAGAACCAAGCAAGACUAUGGCAGCCGCGGAAGCUCUGCAGAAAAGUCAUGGCCUGAAAGUGGAAAGCGCAGACAUUAUCUGGGAUGCGAAUGAGGAUACCAGAGUCUCGAUAGAUUCCGAAGAUGUGGUGAAAGCAUUGACUGAAUUCGCUGAAGCUCUCCAAGAUUAUCCCAAUGUCCAGGGAGUUUAUACCAAUGUUGUGAAGGGGGUGAACAUAUCUGAGGGUAUCUGGGAAGGUCUCUUGGAGAAUUUGGACGCAUAG